AUGGAGAAUGUAUAUAUUCUUAAGUUAAAAGAAGCAAACCAAAAUAUCUUUCUAUUUCUCAACCCUGGCGAUUCGGGUGAAAGUGAGCAAACAGCUGACGAGGAAAGUGUGGAAGACAACAGCGACAGAGAAGAAGACGAAUUAGACGAGGAAAGUGUUGAAGACGAGUUAGAUGAGGAAGCUGAGGGAGUAUCAGACAAGGAGUUUGAGGAGCAGUGCCGUCACUAUAGACGCCAGCUCAUCGAAACCAAGGGUUUCUUUGAGACAUCAGAUAAAUUGCCUCCUUGCGUUUAUUAUGGAGUUGGUUCGCUCGGAUAUCUGGACGAGCCGGCUAUGUUAGGCCUUACCACCCGUGAGGUCUGCGAAAAGUUGACGACAUCUCUAUGUCUCCAACGGUACAACGAAGAGGAGCCAUACUUUGAAUUGUGUUAUCGGUGCGUUUGGCUUCUUGUUAGAAAAAAAAAAACCCAAAUUGAAUUGAAAGGGGAAUCUAGGGUUUACUCAAUACUCGAGAUGGCUCCCAAAUCAAGCGAUGGCGAGAGCAAUUAUGGAUCUUCAAGCGCCGGCGAUACGAAGGAUGGAUCUUCGAGCAAAACCCAAUCGACGGAGUCCAUGGAAAUUUCCACGGGCGAUGAAUCUUCUAUGCUGGGGAAGCGCAAGGUUGAAACCACCAACCUGGAGGAUCUCAAUGAAAACGAAGGCGACGUAGAAGGUGUCGAUGAGGAGGAGAAUAGUGAGAGUGAUAGUGAUUCCGAAUGGGAUAAGGAUAGCUUCGAUGGUCUGGAAUAUCGUUCCUCUGAUGAUCAGAAGGAGUAUAUCGACAAGGACUUGGAGAAGAGGGCCCGUUUUUACAAGCGCACGGUCAUCGAAACCAAAGGUUUUUUUGAGGCAACUGACGAAUUCCCACCUUACCUCUGGGCUGGAAUUGCUACAGUCCCGGGUCUGGACGAUGACCUUGAGGAAGGUUUGACCGUUCGUCAGUUUCUAGCAAACAUGACAUCUCUAUGUCUUGACAAAUAUAACAAACGAAAGGGAUUCAAUGUGAAGUUGGAGCAUGUUUUGAGGGCUAAUUUCAACCCAGGGGGCAGGACAACAUACUACAUCACAUUUGCUGCAAGAGAGUCUGAUUCUCCUGAUGCACCUCUAGUGGAGUAUCAAGCUAAGGUGGAUUGGUCUGCGGGCAAGACUUAUCCCAUCCUUUGCAGACCCACUUCUCCACCAAAACUGGUUGAAGGUAGCCGAGGAGAUCAAUUGAAAGAGGUAGCCGAGGAUAUCAAUUGAAAGAGGUAGACGAUGUGAUGGAAGAGAGUAGUUGAAGAAUUUCACAAGGAUUGUUGUUUAGCCUGCUUUAACGAAUUUAGUAGACAAGUUAUUAGGAACUUGCACUAUUUGUCUACACUAAAGAAGACUGUGUGUUUAUUUUUCUGAAUUUCGCAGCUUGUUCCAUCUUCAGUUAUAUUCAUGUAUAAGAGUAACAGAUUUAAGGAUUAGAAGAAAAUAAAAAUCUCUUGAAAGUUGUUAAAGA
Arabidopsis lyrata subsp. lyrata is the source of this 1525-nucleotide messenger RNA. RefSeq lists its product as uncharacterized. The transcript is spliced from 7 exons. NCBI's taxonomy places the organism in Eukaryota, Viridiplantae, Streptophyta, Magnoliopsida, Brassicales, Brassicaceae. The record is from RefSeq and is a predicted model, not a curated record. Bases 1 to 1281 code for a protein of 426 amino acids.